AUGAGACAGAAACACUGGUGUGGGAUGACCGCCAAAACAGGCACCAUGUUAUCAAGGGUUUUUACCAUCGUAGCCACUUACAUGUACCUCAUCUUCGAACAGAAGCACCUAAGAAGCAGCAAUUGCACUGAGAUGAACCAAUGGAACAAGAAUGUAACUAUCCUGAUAAAACAGCUCAUCAUCUGUUGGAGCUUGAAUAUUGUCUUCUUCCUAUCUUUCAUCACCAUCAUCAUCAGCUGCUUGCUCAUAUACUCAGUCUACGCCCAGAUAUGCAGGGGCUUGGUGGUUUACAUCAUCUGGAUCUUUUUCUAUGAAACCAUCAACAUUGUAGUACAAGUCCUGACCAACAACAACACCGGCAUUGCAGAGGUCAGG
Messenger RNA from Hipposideros armiger (great roundleaf bat), 375 nucleotides. It is a transcript of the gene TMEM217, whose product is annotated as transmembrane protein 217. The record is from RefSeq and is a predicted model, not a curated record. The annotation marks the transcript as partial. NCBI's taxonomy places the organism in Eukaryota, Metazoa, Chordata, Mammalia, Chiroptera, Hipposideridae. The transcript has a single exon.